Molecule: messenger RNA, 1347 nt
Organism: Labeo rohita (rohu)
Lineage: Eukaryota; Metazoa; Chordata; Actinopteri; Cypriniformes; Cyprinidae
Product: ermin-like
Exons: 2
Coding region: 173-577 (134 amino acids)
Biological process (GO): actin filament organization; morphogenesis of a branching structure; regulation of cell shape
Cellular component (GO): cell cortex; neuronal cell body; paranode region of axon
Molecular function (GO): actin filament binding
Source: RefSeq, a predicted model, not a curated record
AGUGAGUCGUGAAGGGAGGGACACAGACACGGCCAUGCACACCACAAGAGACUAGUUCUGAGCAUCCUUCUCGUUCAAGGUCCACUCUCCUUCCCAAACCACAACAAUCAGAGUAAGAUCUACUAACACAGUACUACAGGGCCAACUCGAACAAGGACAGGAAGUGACAUCAAUGGAGCAGAACGACAAGGACGCAUUGGAAGCCGAAAAACAGCAAAUGAAUGGUCAAACGGAAGAAGCACCUCAAGAGACAACGGCACCUGUAAAGCCGGUGAAUAAUUCAGACAAAAAUGAACAAGAAAUAAGUCAGAACAAUGCAGAAAAGAAUGAAGAAGAAGUAAGUAGAAAUAAUGAAGAGGAAAAUGCGAAGACAGAAGAAGAAGAAAUAGAGGAAGAGGAUGAUGAAUUGGUCGAUGAUUUCCAGCCUUCGGUUGAGAUGUCAAUCCGGCAGUUUGAGAAGGACGAAAACUACCGCCCUAUAAAAACUACAAGGUACAACACUGUCAGCUACAGGAAGAUUAAGAGAGGAAACACAAAGCAGAGAAUAGAUGAGUUUGAGUCCAUUCUGGAUGUAUAACAGUGAUGAAUGUCAUCAGAGACACACUGUACAUAAGAACUGAGUGGCGUCAUCAUGUAUGUUUUCAUGCGGUCCCUUCACAAGUAUGUGAUUGUUAAACUUCUUAAUAGUUAAAAGGCUUAACACAUGCUUACACGCAAUCACAUCAACAGUAUUUUGUGACAAUUUCACUUAAUUUCGGCCUGUAUCACAUUAUUUAGUAGUUGUAGAAAUCACAUCUCUCUGAUCACUUUUAAGUAACCCAUCAUCUGGCAGUGAGUGGGAAAAACAUUUAUUUCACUACAAAUGAGAUAUUUAAUUCACAAAUGAUUCUGAAUAAUGUGGGCCUGAUCUGUGUAAGUAGUUGUCAAAUCACUAUUAAUGAAUUACUGGAAGAGCUUACUGUUACAGGAAAGCAAACAGUAUAAAAAGGCAUUAUUGUAUUUCUGUUUAAAAAUUGAAUUCUAAUGUAAAUCCAAGUUUCUAAUGUGUUUAUGGUUUCAUGGCUUUGUAAAACAUGCUCACACAUGUUAAAAUACAGCAAUAGACAUAACAGUCAGCAGUUUAUUAGUUACAUAUUCAGAUUGGUGUAUGUAAUAUAUUGCAUAUAUGCAUACUGUGAUUAUAUCUUUGGACAAUUAGCCUAGUAGUUUUCAUAGUAUCUAUAAUAACAUAAUGUUACUCGAUAUCCGCCAUACUAACUGCAUUAAUGUAAUCUGUUGAAGUUAAGGCUUUCUUGUUCUCUGACUGUAUUUUUUAAUCUGUUGAGGACAAAUAAAAUCUGUGCAAUA